Molecule: messenger RNA, 3279 nt
Organism: Ostrea edulis (European flat oyster)
Lineage: Eukaryota; Metazoa; Mollusca; Bivalvia; Ostreida; Ostreidae
Exons: 2
Coding region: 278-1255 (325 amino acids)
Source: RefSeq, a predicted model, not a curated record
CUUUCUUUUUGAGUACUUCCUGUUUUAAAGUUUUUACUUCAAACACUCCUUUGCAAUUCGAGCAGCAUGUUCUAUCCUUCGCCAUCGUUCGAUGUAGACCAUCAUCCUUUUACCACUUCAUACAUACACAAUAAAGUACAUGUUAGCACACAUGUAUUUGUGUUGUCAUUGGUUUGCUAGCUGUUUACACCAGACAGCAUAGUAAAAGGAUGAUGGUAUGAUGGCUGAAUUCUUAACAGAGAAGCAGACACGGACAUUAACAGAAAAAGGACAAUAGAUGUUUAACGAACGCCAUGAAAUACUUAAAGACCUAGCUGAAAAAUCCUGGAAUGAAGUAGAAGAUGUUCUAGUGACUAUAGGAACGUGUGAGAAAGAUCUGAAAAAACUGAGGGAAGGAGACUCUUUAUUGAACACAAAAUUCAAACAAUUCUGUAAACAUUCUAGCGAAUAUGAGAAUUAUCUCAGUAGUAUCAACACUGAGGAGUCUACUCAACUACUAUCAGAUUACAAAGUGUAUAUGAACAAGUGUAUUAGUAUUGUGAAAAGAGCUUCAAAUGACUUAAAAACUGUUAAAUUGGAACUGAUAGAAACGAUGUCACGUGUUUCAUCUAAUGGCUCUUUAGCAAGUAUAAAGAGAACAAAGGCGGAAGCUGGCAAAGCGAAACUACAAUUCAUUAAACAGGAAGGACAGUUGAUGAGACAAAAAGCUGAUAUUGAAGCUGAGCUGAACGUUACUCGCCAGCAGAAGGAGAUAGCAGCCCUUGAAGCGGAGACAAAAGUGUUAGAAGGAGGCAGUGACAAAUCAUGUAAUGAUCUUCCCUCUGAAAUUGCAGAUAAGGAGGAAAUGACUAAGAAAUUUGUAAUGGAUGACCAUGUGACAGACUCAAGAGCAAACAUUGAUCAUAUCCCUCAUGUGAACCCCCCUCCUGUAGAACUGCCUAAUACUCAGCCAGUUGACAUUAAUGAGCCAGUACCUCAAUAUCACAACACAGGUUUGACUAAUUUCCAUGGCAUACCUACAGUGAACAUUCCGCAAAACCCUUCUCCAGUAUAUAUCCCGACAGCGAGCAGAUACAAGUUUACACCUACUAAUAUUCCACCAGAGAAUCCCUGUGUUGCUCCUAUGAUAGACUUUUCAAAAUUCAUGCUCAGAAAAGACCUUCUCCUCACAAGAUUUUCAAAGUUUGAUGACAAAGCAGAAACCUUUGCGGCGUGGUCUGCUCAACUCUUUCCCUGUCCUUACAAACAAGGAUAACGCGAAAUUAUAUGAUCUUGUGGACGUACUUAUCGAAGUGGAAUCUGCAAUGGCAAAUCCCGAAUUAACACUACUCCUGAGUUAUUUUAAUUUAUCAACUGGUGUUCUCCCAAUUGUGACAAAACUUCCACCCUCGCUUCAGGAAAAGUGGUCGACCCAAGCUUCAAAUUAUAAGAAACGUCACUGUGUUCCAUUCCCGCCAUUUUCAUUUUUCGUAAAUUAUGUACGAGAAAUGUGUGAAAUGCGUAACAAUCCUGGACUAACGUCACUCACUUUAGUUCAUCAUGGAGCCAAAUCCAAGUCAAAAAAUACAUCUAAUGAUGUAACAUCUCGGAAGAUAGAAAUAUCAACCUCAAGUUCCGUCCACUGUCCUAUCCACAAUGCUGGUCAUUCUCUCAAUGAAUGUCGUGGAUUCAGAAAGCGAUCUCUUCAAGAUCGUCAGAAGUUUUUGAGAGACAAACGUAUUUGAUUCCGAUGUUGUGCCUCGGACAAUCAUAUUUCAAAGAACUGUAGUGCGGAUGUGAAAUGUGAAAUUUGUGGUAACUCGCCAUGCUACAGCUUUACAUGUAAAUCGUAGCAAUAAUUCUGUUCCAUUCGUUCACCCUCAGACUCCUGAUCAAACUACAGAGAGUCAUGGCGGGGAGACAGCAUAUAUGAAUGCAGAGAAAGUUGGAAGUCUGUGCACUAAACUGUGUCGUGAUGUCAUUGGAGGUUGUUCUUGUGGCAAAAUUGUUCUUGUGGAUGUGUUUACUACUACAAAUCCAAAAUCAGCAACUCGUGUGUAUGCUGUAAUCGAUGAUCAGAGCAACCGUACUCUAAUCUCUACUGAUCUGAUGAAUCAGUUAGGAGUCGAAGGUGGAACUAAGACUUAUAACCUGUCCACUUGUUCAGGAAAUUCGACAUUUGAAGGAAGGUGUGUUGAUAGAUUGUGUGUUAAGUCAAUUGAUGGCUCAGCUGAGUUCAAUUUACCUGAAGUUAUAGAAUGUGACUCUAUUCCGAGUGACUUAUGUGAAAUUCCUACACCAGAAGUGGCCAUUCACCAUGCACAUCUCAACAAGAUUUCUUCGAAAUUACCGGAAUUAGAUCCGAAUGUGAAAUUUGGACCAUUGAUUGUGCGCGACUUACCCGACGUUCAUCAUGUCAAAGAUCAAAUCAUCGGUAGUAAAGGUCAACCCUUUGCUCAACAUCUUCCGUUAGGCUGGGUCAUUAUUGGUGAAGUUUGUAUUGGCAAAACUCAUCCUCCAAAGGAAGUGAAUGUGCGCAAAACAAACAUACUCAACGAUGGCCGCCAUACAACAUUUCCUUUGUGUCCAUACAACAUCUACGUCAAAGAAAUUCAUAAUGAUGUGUUUGUUACGACUCCAAAUGACAAUAAAGUUGGUUCGUCAGUUGAAGACCGGAAAUUCCUUGCACUCAUGGAUGCAGAGUUCUGUAAGGAUAAGACUGGCCACUGGUCUGCACCCUUACCUUUCAAAGACUGUAAACCUCCGAUGCCAAACAAUUUUCUACAGGCAAAGAAACGUGCUCAGGUUCUCGAAUCCAGUUUUCGCAAGGAUCAUGUCAAAAGUGCAAGGAAGUGGGGCAGCUGAAGUAGCUCCCACUCAGAUAGACUGUGAAUGUUGGUACCUUCCACUUUUUGGGGUGUACCAUCCCAAAAAGCCGAACCAAAUAAGGGGUGUUUUUGAUUCCUCUGCAGAAUUUAACAAUAUUUCCUUGAACAGUGUGUUAAUGUCUGGACCAGAUUUAACAAACAAUCUCAUUGGAAUUCUUAUGCGUUUCCGAAAGGAUGCAAUAGCUGUCUGUGGGGACAUUGAGCAAAUGUUUUAUGCAUUUCAUGUACAUGAAGAACAUCGCAAUUAUGUAAGGGUUAAUGUACGAGUAUCGCUCCAUUCCUUAAAAGUAAUGGACCGAGGCACCGAAGGGGCCGAGGUCCAUUGCUUUUAAGGAAUGGAGUGAUACGAGUACAUUGACCCACUUAAAAUGCACUGUAAACAUUAAUAAAAACUAAAGUUUGUGCAUUUUAA